Messenger RNA from Penicillium paradoxum, 825 nucleotides. RefSeq lists its product as uncharacterized. The record is from RefSeq and is a predicted model, not a curated record. The coding region runs from base 1 to 825 and encodes 274 amino acids. The transcript has 3 exons. NCBI's taxonomy places the organism in Eukaryota, Fungi, Ascomycota, Eurotiomycetes, Eurotiales, Aspergillaceae.
AUGAGCGCAAAUUUCGGUGCAGUUCCCGACGCCUGGGACGAUUCGUGGGAAAACCAAGCCGAUAAACUAGACUCAAAGUCUACCCCGCCGUCCGAGAAGAAAGUCUCGUCGAAGGUCACAAAGGCGCAACGCAGGGCGGAGCAAGCAGAGUUCAAUCGCCAGUUAUGGGCCGAAGCCGACGCCGCAGAAACCUUCCACUUCGCUGAAGCGCGCGCCGACGUUCCCCACAAGCAAGACUUCAAGCCCGCGGUUACUCUACUGAGUCGGAAACCCCAACUUGUGAAAAGACAUUCAUCUUCUCCGGGUACAGUCGCUGGCGCAACUGCUGGACUUGGUCAGCUGGGACUAGAUGGAGAUGACGAGUCAGACGACGAUAGUAGGCCACCCCAGCCAACACCCGAGGAACGUCAUGCUAUUGCCUUGAAAAACCGAGAGGAGAAACAACGAAAGUAUGAAGAAGUGCGCGAACGCUUGUUUGGAACAUCGUCUACAACAGCCUCGGGUACGUCGUCGCCUGGCAGUACGACCCCACCUCGUCAACCCCAUACAGGCGAGGGGAGAGGUAGAGGCAAAGGACGUGGCGGCGGACGGGAUCACCAGAAGAGAGAUUCAUCGUCUGUUUCCAGCAAGUCUAGACAUCUCUACGAUCCAUCCACUUCAAUCAAGCCAAAUGCACCACCUUUCCUGCCCAGAGGUGGUCGUCCGCAACUCGAGCGAAACGGCUCCGACCCGCAAGCUCCACAGCAACCGCUCCGCAGCCCUCGGGGCCCUGAUGCAAGCGGAAGAGGUGGCUUUAACUUCAAUCGGGGCGCUCGGACAGGCUAA